Messenger RNA from Fonsecaea multimorphosa CBS 102226, 1458 nucleotides. RefSeq lists its product as uncharacterized. The transcript is spliced from 3 exons. Gene Ontology annotation, biological process: transmembrane transport. Bases 1 to 1458 code for a protein of 485 amino acids. NCBI's taxonomy places the organism in Eukaryota, Fungi, Ascomycota, Eurotiomycetes, Chaetothyriales, Herpotrichiellaceae. Gene Ontology annotation, molecular function: transmembrane transporter activity. The record is from RefSeq and is a predicted model, not a curated record. Gene Ontology annotation, cellular component: membrane.
AUGGCUUCAAUGGAGGAAAAGACGUCUGUCAACGAUCCCAGCAGCGCAGACAAAGGUACUCCCGCGACUGAUUUCGAUGAAAGCCUUGGGAACCACAUCAAUGAGCGAGCCCUCGUACGAAAGCUGGACAUCACCCUUCUUCCAGCCCUGACCUCGCUGUAUCUUCUUUCAUUUCUGGACCGGAGCAAUGUCGGCAACGCACGUAUCGAGGGCCUGGCGACGGACUUACAUAUGACGGGGGACCAGUAUCUAACCGGGCUCACGCUUUACUUCAUCGGCUACGUCCUCUUCGAGGUUCCCUGUAAUCUGAUUCUGAAGAUAUGGAAACCAAAAUUCUGGCUGCCGACUCUGACGCUCGUGUGGGGUGUUGUGAGCACGCUCAUGGGUGUCACUCAAUCCCGUGCUGGCUUCUUCGUCGUUCGUUUCUUCUUGGGGGUGGCUGAAUCGGGACUGUUCCCAGGCAUCGUCUUUUACCUCUCAAUGUGGUAUAAGCGAAAUGAACGGCAGUUGCGAGUGGCUCUUUUCUUCAGCGCGGCCUCGCUGGCAGGAGCUUUUGGGGGUAUUCUCGCAUGGGGUAUUGCUCACAUGAAAGGUGUCGGUGGCUAUAACGGUUGGAGGUGGAUCUUCAUUCUGGAAGGCCUACUUACCGUUGUCGUUUCGGCAUCUGCGUACUUCUUCAUCCACAAUUACCCAGAUACAGCAAAGUUCAUAAACAACGAGGAACGAGAGUACAUCCAGCACCGUCUCAAGGCCGACAGCGACGCAACCCAGAAUGAAAAGUUGGACUGGAGCAAUGUCAAGAAGGCAUUCACCGACAUCAAAUGCUACCUCUACGCAUUUGGAUUUCACACACUCUCGCUUCCACUUUACACGCUGUCACUCUUUCUCCCAACCAUCAUCAAAUCUCUCGGAUUUGCGUCAGCGACAGCACAACUUAUGACGAUACCACCUUAUGCAAUCGCGUUCUUCCUUACCAUUGCCCUUGCGGUUCUCUCUGAGAAGUAUCGCUGCCGAACACCCUUUAUCCUCAUGUCGUCUUCACUUGCCAUCAUCGGGUACAUCUUGCUUUUAAGCGACCCACGCGCUGGAGUAUCUUAUGUCGGAAUCAUAUUCGCUGCAGCCGGCAUCUAUCCAUCGGUGGCCUUGACGCUUGCCUGGCCGGCAAACAAUGUCAGUGGACAGACCAAGAGAGCUGUUGCCAACGCGCUGCAGAUCUCGAUAGGGAAUCUCGGGGCGGUGAUCGGCACCCAGCUCUAUCGAACAGAAACAGCGCCGCGCUACUUUCUGGGACACUCGUUCGCUUUGGCUUACAUGAUGGCUAAUUUGGUCGUGACUGCGACGCUGUGGUUGGUCUUGAAAAGGCAGAACGAACGAAGAGAAGCUAGGGCCACCGAAAAUGCUCAUCUCGAUGGGCCGUGGCUUGGAGACGAGGAUCCCAGGUGGAGAUUUCACUUGUGA